Messenger RNA from Didymella exigua CBS 183.55, 1317 nucleotides. RefSeq lists its product as uncharacterized. The record is from RefSeq and is a predicted model, not a curated record. The coding region runs from base 1 to 1317 and encodes 438 amino acids. The transcript has a single exon. NCBI's taxonomy places the organism in Eukaryota, Fungi, Ascomycota, Dothideomycetes, Pleosporales, Didymellaceae.
AUGCAGGUCGUCAAAGGUCGCGUUAUGCCGCGCCCCUGCCAGAAGCGGCGUGCACGUGUCGCUGCACAGAGAGGCGGGAUUGCAAAACCGGCAGCACCACCUCCACCACCGAAGCCGAAAGUACCGGCGCGAGGAAAGCCAGGGCGAGGGCGCAGCCGAGGUCGCAGCGGUCGCGGCGGGAACGUUGGAGGCCGACCAACACGCGGACAAAGCAGCCGAGGUGGCUCAGGAGAUAUCAGGAACAACUUCACGCAUGGAAAAAACACCCAAGACGGUGCAGAGGAGUUCAGAUCGUUCGUCGAGGCCCAGAGGAGCGGCAAUCAGUUUGGCGCACUGAACAACAAAACGCGCGCAGGCGGUGGCAGCUCGUUGGACCCAAUCACCCUCGACGACUCAGACGGCAGCUCAGACCUUGAGGAGGGUGAGCUUACAGACGAUGGCUCAGAUAUGGACGAUUCCAUGAGUGAGCUCGACACAGACGAAAGCGCGGACGACAUGAUGAUCAACCUUGGAGAAGUUCACACCCAACAGGGGAGAUCGAGAAGGGCAGAGGUCAUGUUCACCGCGCUUGAGGCAGUGGCCAUCUACCACAGCAUGCAUCGGGCCGGCUUCCCGUUGGCAUCAAGGAAAAUGGGCAGAUUUGAUGCCAGAGGAGAGAUCACGCAGGUCGAGAUUGGUGCAGUCUACACCAGCAACUACAAUGGGGCGCAGAACACCCAUAUCACGUUUUUAGCCGAGGCGAACGAAUUCGUACCAUACAGAAGCGCUGGCGACCACUCGACGAGAUCAAGCAGGUAUGUCUCAGACUUUCCACGCGGACAGCAACCGCCCGCAAACAACCCUACGAACGCGCGACCUUCCAGACCACGAUUACCCGACCACGAUUUUGUCAAGGACUACGUGUUCGACUGGGGCAGGUACAGGGGCAGCCACAUCUCAGACGUGCCAGAGAGCUAUCUGCGCACAAUUGGCGGGCAGUCCUUUUAUUUCGACGGCAGACAUCCAGGUCUGAAGGAGGCAUUCGACUACAACCGCUCGCAGGUGAGGCAGACAGCAACAAACUCAUAUCCUGAAGCCCAAGACCCAGUCCAAGCCCCGAGACGCGCACGCGGUGGAGCUUCACCCUACCAGAAGUACAAAUUACCUAAGGGCGCGCAUGCCGGCAGGCGUCUUGAUCAGGUUGACGAAAACUACAUUCGAACGAUCGAGGGCAUGCCAACCGUCGUCAAUUCAUGGCCUGGCCUGAAAGAAGCACUGGCAGACUUCAACGAAAAGACUGGCCGUCAAGGAAAAUACUUUCCUGAAUCCGCUAUUUGA